UUUAACCAAGAGUUGCACCGAGAAAAACUGUAUGAUCUCAACACUUUGAAAGAAUUAAUUCAAACAAAUCUUCCACUGUUGAAUGAACAACAGAGAUGCACCUGGUGGUACAGGAAAAACUUUUUUGAUUUCAUUAAUAUUAGCAACAAUUCGUUCACAAAAUAAAAUUGCACUUGCACUCGCUUCGUCGGGAAUCGCAGCAACUUUGCUUGAAGGUGGUCGAACAGCCCAUUCAGCACUAAAAUUGCCAUUAAAUAUGCAAAGCAAUGAAACUCCAACCUGCAACAUUUCGAAGAACUCUGCAAUGGCAAAGGUUUUGCAGCAAUGUCAAUUGAUCGUUUGGGAUGAAUGCACGAUGGCACAUAAAAAAUCUUUGGAGGCUUUAGACAGAACCUUAAAAGAUCUACGGAGCAAUCAGAAUCGAUUUGGUGGUGCAAUGAUUUUAUUAGCAGGAGAUUUUCGUCAAACAUUGCCAGUGAUUCCACGAUCAACGCCAGCUGAUGAACUCAACGCAUGUCUAAAGUCAUCCAAUUUGUGGAAAUAUGUCAAAGUACUUCAUUUAAGCAAGAAUAUGCGUGUUGAGUUGCAAAAUGACCAAUCUGGAAACAUAUUCUCUAAACAACUCAUUGACAUUGGUAAUAGCAAUUUUCCUAUUGACAUGUUGACUGAAUGCAUUAACUUUCCUCAAAGUUAUCAUUUAACUCAAUCAAAAGAAGAACUCAUUCAGAAGCCAAAAACAUUGAUGUAA
This is a messenger RNA of Aethina tumida (small hive beetle), 748 nucleotides long. RefSeq names its product ATP-dependent DNA helicase pif1-like. Bases 83 to 748 code for a protein of 221 amino acids. Gene Ontology annotation, molecular function: DNA helicase activity. Lineage: Eukaryota; Metazoa; Arthropoda; Insecta; Coleoptera; Nitidulidae. The transcript is spliced from 3 exons. The record is from RefSeq and is a predicted model, not a curated record. Gene Ontology annotation, biological process: DNA repair; telomere maintenance.